Molecule: messenger RNA, 231 nt
Organism: Fusarium subglutinans
Lineage: Eukaryota; Fungi; Ascomycota; Sordariomycetes; Hypocreales; Nectriaceae
Exons: 1
Coding region: 1-231 (76 amino acids)
Biological process (GO): ribosomal large subunit assembly
Cellular component (GO): preribosome, large subunit precursor
Source: RefSeq, a predicted model, not a curated record
AUGUCUUCCAAGCCUGCCAACCAGCCCUCUCCGGAGUUUACCUCCUACUAUCUUCAACGCACAACACAAGAGCUCUCAGAGGACCUUGACAAAGUUCGCAACGCAGAGGACUUCAAGGCCGAUUCCAUUCCAUUCCUUGUUCAUGCCCUGCAACAGGGUGCGGGUCUUUUCUCUGCUGAGGACCAGAAGAGAGUGGUCGCUGCACCAAAGGCCAAGGACGGGGAUGCAUGA